This is a messenger RNA of Rotaria sp. Silwood2, 729 nucleotides long. NCBI's taxonomy places the organism in Eukaryota, Metazoa, Rotifera, Eurotatoria, Philodinida, Philodinidae. The record is from the annotation of a GenBank genome assembly.
AUGUCUGAUAUUGAUAUAUUGUCUUCAUAUGAUUCAGUUUCAUCUACAUCAAGCUCAAAUGUAACUCAACAGUAUUCAGCAUCAUCAAUUGAAAAUCUUUUAAAACAAAAAGAUGAUUUCAAACAAUUUAUCGUUAUCAAGAAUGAUCAAAAAAAUGUUUCAUCACUUGCUUGGUCAACAUUUGGUUUUCCUGCUAAGCGUGCAGAAGAUGGUUCUCAUCAACGAAUAAUUGGUUUUGCAAGUUGCUUCAAUUGUAAAGAUACUUAUUCAUUUCAAUCUGGUGGUAGUGGGAGCACUAAGCAUUUGCUAAGACAUAUAUGCUCAAAAAAAUCAUUAUUAUCAUCAGAAAAUAAUCAAGAAGGUCUAAUAGAUAAAUUCAUCAAGUCGAAAAAGUCAACAUCACUUAAAUUAACUGCACAAGAUCGUACAACAAUUCGAGAUGAAUUCACAAAAUGGAUAUGUUCAUCAAUUCGUCCAUUCAACAUUAUUUCUGAUCCAGGAUUAAAAACAACUUUAAAAACAAUUAUUGAUAUUUGUCAAAAAUAUCAUCGAUUAAUCGAUAUUGAAGAUAUACUUGUAGCACCAACAACAAUUUCUUAUAAUGUUAAUCGAUUAGCUGAUCAUUACAGGUCUUUGGCACGACCUAUAUUAAUUGAACCAGCUGAAGCUGGUGUUUUAACAAUCUGUCCAGAUCUAUGGACCGACAGUUUAAAAAAAUUAAUUAUUUAG